AUGGAGUACCCUUAUUACUUGGCUUUGUAUUACUACAUCACUGAGGGUCGCUAUCUUAGCGGUGCCGAUGAAUCAACUAAACGCAAGCUACGUUACCAAGCACAACGUCUUGAAGCCCAUCGAGGAAGGCUGUAUCGCAAAACCGAUGAUCCAACAUUCUUUGGUCCUGAGGUUCUCCAUGAAGGAAACAUCGAGGAAAUUGUUAAACAAGUGCACAAUGAAGGUCAUUUCGGCGAGAUACGAACAUGGCAACGUAUACGAGAAAACUUCUGGAGCCCUGGUUUAUCGAAGUAUGUCAAGGAAUUUGUUAAAGCAUGUCAAACAUGCCAAUUUAGACAGCGUGCCCCUCGAAGACGUUAUGCUCAAGCAAAUCCAAUCCAAACACCAAGUCGUCCAUUUUUCAUGAUUGGUUGCGACGCUGUGGGUCCCACGUUGGAACCAACAAGGCAUGGUAAUCGUUAUCUUUUGGUGGCGAUUGAUUAUUUAACAAGGUGGCCAGUGGCAGCUGCAGUACCCAACAUCAAUGAAGAAACAACAGCUGAUUUUCUAUUCAAUCAAGUGGUAAAGACAUAUGGCGUACCUUCCUAUAUUUUAACGGAUCGAGGAUCCAACUUUACAUCUGAAUUUGUUCGAGAGUUUCUACGUGACAUGGGCUGCAGACAUAUUACCACUACGGCGUAUCGACCCCAAAGUAACGGCCUUUGUGAACGAUUAAACCAAACCUUAACCCAAACCAUUGCCAAAAUUGCACGAGACGAUGAUAAAACUGAUCGAUGGGAUGAGUACGUGGAUAUGGCAUUGUUGGCUAUUCGUACGAUGCCAAACGAAUCAACAAGGUUUUCUCCCUCCAUGCUAUUGUUUGGAUAUGAAUUGCGUACCCCGGCAACAUGGCCUGCCCCAAGGAUCGAUUAUGUUGAAGGCGAGAUUGAAGUGGAGAUUGCCCAACGUACACGAGUCAUAAAACAUCUUUCCGAUACAAGCCGUGAACAAGCACGCAUGCGAGUUAAGGAAAGACAAACACGUGACAAGAGGCGGUAUGAUCAAAAUGUGGCUCCUCGUAAACGCUUUCAAGUUGGAGAGCAGGUGUUGAUGCGUGACAAGGCACCCGUUGGCAAGUUUAGCGAUCGGUGGAUCGGGCCCUUGGUGGUAACGAAAGUCAAUAGUCUUGGUACCUAUCAUCUGGCGUGA
This is a messenger RNA of Lichtheimia ornata, 1188 nucleotides long. RefSeq lists its product as uncharacterized. Gene Ontology annotation, biological process: DNA integration. The record is from RefSeq and is a predicted model, not a curated record. Gene Ontology annotation, molecular function: nucleic acid binding. NCBI's taxonomy places the organism in Eukaryota, Fungi, Mucoromycota, Mucoromycetes, Mucorales, Lichtheimiaceae. Bases 1 to 1188 code for a protein of 395 amino acids. The transcript has a single exon.